Molecule: messenger RNA, 2097 nt
Organism: Cajanus cajan (pigeon pea)
Lineage: Eukaryota; Viridiplantae; Streptophyta; Magnoliopsida; Fabales; Fabaceae
Source: RefSeq, a predicted model, not a curated record
CAGAAGUGAGACCCUCAUAUGUGCCCAGCGAACACGCUAGGUUAAAGCAUACCCUUUCACUCAGAACGUCCCCAGCUGCCGCAAGCAACGACGGAGAGCGAACCCCGUUUAGAGAGUUCUGAGCCCUACCCUUUCACUCAGCAACAUCCCCAGCCACCGCUAGCAAGGAUGGAGAGCGAAUCCCGUUUAGAGAGUUCUGAGCCCUGUUGUGUUCUUGUUGACGAUCGAAUGUUUUUAACAAGUGACAAGAAGGAGAAGAGUUGAAGAAUGUGGGAAUGUGUGUGUGUUUGUCCUCUUGACUCACUUACGGAGUCAUCGUGGCCUGAGCGGUGAUGCUGAUCUGAUUCUUAAAUGUUUUUAAAAAAAUUCAACAUCAAUUUGGGAGGUCUGAGGGCACUAUUCAGCACGAACAAGGCGAUCAAUCUUUUGAUGAAUCGGGUGCGUCGCAGUAUAUGGAGUUCAAGGGAAUCAAUUAGAGCUUCGUGUACAAGGCGAACGAGGGUUUGGCGAACGUGCCGAAUUCUCGCGAGGUGAUUUUCAGAGACAAGAAGCUUUCACUGAAGGAGAAGAACCAGUUGAUGAGGCUCUUCAAGCUCGUUCUGAAGCACUUGGAUGAUACUCAAGAGGAAAAAAUUUCGGAGGAGGAUCUGGAGAUUUCAUUUGUUAGUUUCUUGGAGAAGAUGAAGUUGCCGCCUGAGAUAAAAUCGUACUCACCAUUUCUGUUUCCUAUCUGACAGGGGAUUAGGUAUACUUGUUUUGAAUAAGUGAAGUUGAUCAUCAUCUUUUGCAAGGGGGAUAACUAUUUCUUUCAUAUUUCAUUGACACUGUUUGAAUAAGGAUUCUUUUGUAUCCUAUAGCCAUGGUAGAUUAUGAUCAAGACAAUAAUGAGGUUUGUAAAGAUUUACUUAAAACAAAAGAUGGAAUAGAUUGUUUAGCUCAUUACAACUCAUCUGUUGGAAGAUUUCCCAAUGCUCCUGGGGCUUUGCUAUAUCCUAUUUAUGGUGAAUGAGAAUUACCACAAGCUUUUUGUCGUCGUGCUGUUGUCAAAGGUUGCAUUUAUACUUCCUUCGUCGUUUGAUCAACUCUCAUUUUCCUGCGCAGGGUCCAAAAUUCCAGGUUUCUACUACGAAGAAACUUGACAAAGGGAAAGGAAAGCAAACUUCCUUGACUAAGAUCGACAAAGCCCCAAAGGCCGAGAAGUUGCUAAAAUAUGCCAUGAAGUCUUUUCCUCGUUCUGUUAUUGUUGCUUCCCGUCAAAAGGAUAUUGAAGUUAUUGACAUCUCCUCUUCUCGAGAUUUAUCCAAGGAACCUAACCCUAUUUUUGAUCAACCCCUGUUCGAAUCAUCUAUACCUGAGAAAGCUAUGAAUGCUUCUCAAAAAAUUUCUCCUUGUAUUGAAAGUCCACAUUUGGAUACUUCUAUCAAUGUCGAGGUGACUAACGUGGGUACUCCUAUUGCUCUCAACAUACCACAAUCAAACAUUCCUCUUGGUUUCGACACACCCCGUGGAUCUUCCCAAGGAGAUGCCCCUUCUUUUGAAGUAAAACCUGAUGUUUUGUUGGGCACAGGAGAAACCACGGCCACCCCAGAUUCCGCUCAACCUAUUACAUUUCCCCCACUGGAGAAGAAUGACCUUGAGUCAUUUAUGCCUCCUCCUAUUUUUAUACCUUCUACUGAUUUAGAUUUGAUUAGCUUCUUCAAUGACGAUGUUAAAGUAGAUAAUAUCUUUGAGGUUCUAGAGAAUUGGACAAGUGGUACAUCUGCCUCCGAGAAAGCUCCUAAGUCCGUUGCCAAUUUUCAACCCUUGCUUGAAUCGAGGUUUUGCAAAGGGAGCUUGAUACUCUUCGAGCUAAGCAAGCUACUUUAAAAACUCAAAAGUCAGGAAGUCAUUCAACAACAAAAGAAGUCUUAAAGAUGAAGGCAAGGAGAUCUCUUCGAGACUCUCGAAGACUUUGGAGCACAAGAAGCGACUGGAAACUCAAUGUGCUUCUCGAACAUAUAGUUUAGAUCAAGCCUAUCAAGCUUAUAGGAAUUUUAAGUCCAAGUUCUGUAAUAUUGAUUAAAUUUGAGAACUAUGAUUUCGACUUACUUUAUGUUA